GUGCCGCAGUCGCUCGGCGGCCGCCGGUGUUGUGGAGCUCGGUCCGUGUUAGCGGCGCGUCCGCUGCUCCUCUGCCGCCGGUGACGAUGUUGGACCGCGAGGGCGGCUGGAGCGUCUCGUUCGCCGGCUGCGGCUUCCUGGGUGUCUACCACAUCGGCGCCGCCACCUGCCUGCAGGAGCGCGCUCCGCACGUCAUCCGCGACGCCCGGCGCAUCUACGGCGCAUCCGCUGGCGCGCUCGCCGGCGCCGUGCUCGUCGGAGGCGGCUCUUUGGCUCAGGCUUGUGCAGAUGUGUUGGCAUUAGCCAAAGAAGCUAGAAAGCGAAAUCUUGGUCCUCUUCAUCCAUCCUUUAAUGUGAUAAAGAUAAUAAGAGAUGGACUGAUGAGAAAUCUUCCAGAAAACACUCACCAGUUGUCAUCAGGCAGACUGUGUAUUUCACUGACCAGAGUAUCCGAUGGUAAAAAUGCAUUGAUAUCUAAUUUUAACUCUAAAGAAGAAGUUGUCCAGGCUUUAAUCUGUAGUUCCUUCGUCCCUAUUUAUUGUGGCCUAAUUCCACCAUCAUUUAGAGGUGUGCGCUAUGUGGAUGGAGGAAUCAGUGACAACUUACCUCAGUAUGAAUCAAAGAAUACCAUCACAGUUUCGCCUUUCGCUGGGGAGUGUGAUAUCUGUCCAAAGGGGAAUUCUGCCAGCUUCCAUGAAAUGAAUGUGACCAACACUAGCAUUCAGUUCAGCUUGGGCAACCUUUAUCGUUUAACACAAGCCCUCUUUCCACCAGAACCUAAGGUACUAGGAGAGAUCUGUGAGCAAGGAUAUGCAGAUGCUCUUAAAUUCUUGAAAGAGAAUGGUAUUCUGAAUGACUCAAUUUAUAUCCACUUGUCCUUCAAGAAAAGAAAUCCUCAUGAGGCUGCGCAACACAUUGACCAUACAAAGAAAAAAGUACUGACAGAAAGUAAUGGAGUAGAAACUCUGAAAAUGGAAGCACUCAGUGACCAGCAGAAGCAAAAUCCUUGGCCUUUGGAGAAGAGCAUAUUUGAAAGUCUACCCCCUAGACUUCGUAAAGCACUGCAGGAAGCUUGUAAAGAACAGAAUGGAUUCUACGCUCAGUUCUCUAAGCUCUUCCCUAUGCGAGUGAUAUCCUAUCUGAUGCUACCAUAUACACUACCAGUGGAGUCCGCUUAUUCCAUUGCUUUACGGUUAGUAAACUGGUUUCCUGACAUGCCUGAUGAUAUUCGAUGGAUGCAAGAACAGCUUUGUCAGAUUGCUGCUACAGUUUAUUCCCAGGCUAAAAGCAAGCUGUUCUGUAUAUCCAGGAAAGACAAAUACACAUCACUAAGAAAAUGUCAAACUGUUCCAUCUACUGUGGAAUUUCAUUCUUCAUACUGCCAUCUUAAAAUGCCUCGCUCUUCUGCAGACCUUGAAACCUGGCUCUGGGAAUCUUCAUGCUUCAUGCAGUCAGUUAUGAAAAAUGCUUCUGCUGAUGUACAGGAGCAUUCAGACAUAAACUCCUAUCCUAAUUUUCCCCCAAAUCCUGAUGAGUCUGGGUUGGAAAUAGAUUUUGACUCUUCCUCAGAGUCAAGUUUCCAAACUGCCCCAGAGUAUUAAUUUGGAAGUAGCUUCCAGAGUUUCCAAAAUUCCAAUUUGGCAGAGAAAUUUAUUUCCUAAAAAACUAAAGCUCACUUUGAUUAUUGCCAGUAAGUCUUGGAAAAUUUGUUUACAGCGUCCUGACAAAUCUGCCUUGGGAAUCCUGUUGUUGUAAGGAUUAUAAAAAUAGUGGCUGCUAUACUAAGAAACAGACUACAGUUCUGUCAAAGCACCAGCUCAAUCAACUGUAGAAGACAUAUAGUAAACAGUGUUUCUCUGGAAAUAAGUUCUUUUAAAAUCUACUUUCAGAAUAAAAAUGUAAAAUCUGUAAACAGAUUUAGACAAACAGGCACAGACAACAAAACCUUUUUAAAAAUACAAUUCUUAACAAUAGUAUGUGUUAGGAUUCAUUUUAUAGCACUUAAAUAAAAUUUGACUUUUACUACAUAAAGGGAAAUACAAAAAGGAGCUUUUUAAUGGCCUCCAGUGUCCAUUUGCCUUAUGUUUAAACGUACUGUUGUGUUCACUGAAAAAUUGUCUGCAUGAGAUACUGUAGGAACAGUAAUAUUCUAGGUUACUGUAUGUAUUCCAUAGCUCACAUCUCCUCUGUGGCUCUUUCCCUCUUCAAAUACUUCAAGGGGAAAAGACAUAGGAAAUGGGAUGCAUUCCCCUGAAGUGUAAACAGGUACUGUUUCAGUGUUUUUUUUGAAUAGAAGAACUUAAUACUUGACUGAGUAUUGAAAAGUAGGUAAAAUAGUGACUGAGUAGUAGUAAACAGUAGUAUGAGAAGGGUGUUAAACUUCACAGAAGAUAUUAACAAAAGAAAUCAGCUUAUAGCAAAUAGGGAAUGAUGUUUAGGUCUCAUCUCUUAAUUGCUGCCCAAUCAUUCACAAUUUAUUCCCCUUCUCCCCCACCCCCACCAACUUGGGGUUUUUUCUUCCAUUAUUUCACUUUCCUCUUGCUAAAGGAAGUAAGAAAAAAAGGGUCCCUCCAGUCUCAGUGAGGUAUGAUAGCCCAGUAAAAGUCUUCCAAGACAAGCUAUUAGAGGAAGCAAAUGUGUAAGGCUUGGUGGGAGUAUCAAUAUCCAGGGAGCUGUGCGAAGGUGUCAGAUAAUAGGUUGAAAGUCAGCCAAAUCUGUAUUUAGUUGAUGAGCAUUUUAAACACUUUGCACUACGAAGGUUCUGCGUGAUUUUAAUAAAGACAGCAUAUUAGUGCAUGAAUACAUCAGGAGAAGUAAAUAGCUGCUAAGAUGAACCACUCCAUUCAUGUUUUGUUACCAUGGACAGUUUUUUUAAGUAGAAAGUAUCAACAAUGGGUUUAAAAUGGAGUUUGUGUAUGUGUUUGGGGGUAGGCUUGUGACAUUCAAAACCUUCUCAUUGAAGAACGUGACUUGCAUGCAAGCUGGGUGCAGCCCAGGGAAGAGACCACAGAUGCUUACUGGAAGUAGCUUGUACAAGAAGUGGCAAUGAUGUUGAGACACUCAGAAGAGCGAACUUUGGAGCCUGAGCUUUGGGAUCCAGAACUCUGUCAAAUAGCAAAAUGUAGCAUUUUUUAGUUGGACCAGCCUUUAAGCAGUUUCUGAGUUGUCAUUUCCUUAAGCUUGAAGUGCUAAAUUUUGCACAUUAUGAUUCAUUUUAGAAUGGUGGGGGAGAGGGGAGAAAGUGUCAAGCUGGUUCCCUACCACAGAAGGAUGGUAUUUUACUUCAUCUCUUUUGUUAAUUUCUUCUGUGUGUGUAUGUAUGUGUCUUCUUAAAUUUGCAAGAAAAGUUUGAAAUGUUACUCUAACUACAAUUAAAAUACACAAUUUCUGUUUUAUAUUGUCAUUUAUAACUUUUAAGACUUUCUAUAAUUUUAUAAUGUUCUGCACAAUGUUGGGUUUACCAGUAUGUGUUAGAAUUCAGGCAGGAAUGCCGAAUUUUCCUUCUUUUGUGUGAUGGAAGAGUUCUAUUACCGACAUUUAAAUCAACUUUAACCACUUGUCCUGCUGUGCACAGCUCCAGUUUUGUCUCCUUUUCCUAAAAUAAAAAGACAAUCUCUUCUGUUA
This is a messenger RNA of Melopsittacus undulatus (budgerigar), 3624 nucleotides long. RefSeq names its product patatin-like phospholipase domain-containing protein 2. Bases 87 to 1601 code for a protein of 504 amino acids. NCBI's taxonomy places the organism in Eukaryota, Metazoa, Chordata, Aves, Psittaciformes, Psittaculidae. Gene Ontology annotation, cellular component: membrane; cytoplasm; lipid droplet. Gene Ontology annotation, molecular function: triacylglycerol lipase activity. The record is from RefSeq and is a predicted model, not a curated record. The transcript has 9 exons. Gene Ontology annotation, biological process: triglyceride catabolic process; positive regulation of triglyceride catabolic process; lipid homeostasis.